UGUCAUCAAACCCUUAUAAGUUCAUAAAAGAGGGAGAUGAAGUGAAGAUCUCUUGUUCAGCUAGUCAUUCACCGCUCCGUUAUAAACUUCAACGGGCAAAGGAUAAUGUAUUUUUGCUGGAGAGCUUGAAUGGAGAGUUCAUUUUACGAAAAGUCACUAGAAUCACCAGUGAUCUGUACGUCUGUUUUCCUGAAUGGGACUCAUUAGCCAAAAUUCAGCAAGGUUUUAACACUACUAUGGAACUGACUGUGAAUUUCCUUGACAGCAUUGAAUGUAACAUCAGCAGCCCUUUAAAAGUCACUGCUGGUGAAGAUGUGGCGAUAUCUUGUAAAGCAAAAGCUUCUCAGUCCUUGCAGUACAAGUGGAUGAAGGGUGACACAACAGUGUCUUCAUCUGACACUUUGUCUCUGACUUCUGUGACUCUGGAUCAGUCAGGAACAUAUAAACUGACAGCUGCCUUUCAGAAUAAUCAACUCCAGACUGACAUGGAGUUUGCUAUCCAUGUUCUCACAAAAACAAGUGAGGGAACUACAGUGCAGACCACACGUUCCAUAGUAAGAAGCUUCAGCACUGCAUUUCCAUAUCUCAGUCAAACCAGCAAACAUCUGAGCAACUUGACUUCAGUGGAGAGCAGCUCAUGGAAAACUGUGACAACAACAGAAUCUGGCUACUCACUGACAAGCACAGCAAAACCAUACGCAACUGUGACAACCCUUGAACUCAAUGGCAGGUCUUUUGCUCCUCCUGUUGGCAAUGCAUCCACAUUACAUGCAACCACUUCAAAUUCUACCCACACCUUAUAUACAGUCAAUCUGAGCACAAUGCCAUCAACAACCAGAAGCAAAGUAUUAACAUCUGCUUUCCUGAGGAAAAACAUGACCACCAACUCUACAGUGAGUGGCACCAGAGUGACAAAACCAAAAGCCUCAAAAAGCGCUGCAUAUAUCACUGUUCCUAUUGUGUUGCUGUUGCUAGUGUUGAUUAUGCUUCUAUAUAGAAGACAUCUCAACCAGAAAAGAAUGGAUAUGCCACCCCCAUUCAAGCCUCCUCCACCACCAGUGAAGUACACAUCAGUAAGGAACCAGGAAGUCAGGAUGACUGAUAUUCUAGUUUGACUGUCUCAUGCACUUUAGUGCCACCCACAGACUGUGGGCCAAAAAUGUACUGACUGUAAAAAACAAAAAACAAAUUCAGACUUAGAAUUUUGUUACAUUUGAAUGAUGAGCGGGAGUGCGAGAUAAAGUGGAGCCAGAGGUGCCAGUUCAAAAGAGAGAGAGAUGCACGUAUGUCUGUCCAUUUGUUUAAGUUUGUUUUAUGUUAAGUUUCUGAUUAAAAUUUACGUUGACUGUUCAGCCGGUUCCCGCCUCCUCCUUGCCAAUCCCUUACCCUUUUACAUUGGUGCCGAAUUCCUGGAGGGAGGAGGGAUGUGCUGUCACUGAGGUUUUGUGCACAAAUUAACUUAGUAACUUUAACUUGGUGUUGCACAGAUACUUAUAUAUUUUUAAUUGUCUCUCAAGCUUUUUUUACUGAAAUGUGUGAAAGUUCAAAAAUUAGUUACAUGAAAGUGGAGGUGGGGUCAAAAGCCUGGCGAAGAGUGAAAGCCCCUACAGAACAUUUUUAAGUUUAAUCAGCAAAUCAACUAUUAUUUGCAAUAUAACAUUUUUGCAUUCAAAUACAAUUACAGUACAGCUGCAAAUACAAUGUAUAUGUUUUUUUCUCGUAGCAUUGCAUGCUACAAGUAAAACCCAGUCUACAUGCUAACAUUGGUCUCCUGUGGUUGCCUUUUCUGUGGUUAAAGUGAAGGCUAUCUGUGGCAUAAUGUCUGUUAACAAAUCGAAGGCUACAACAAUGCUUAAUUUUUCAGGCCCCAUAAAACCUCAGCUUUCAUCUCAGAUAGAUGAGAAACCAGCUGCCACAUCAGAGUGACCAACAGAGACGGUGCUAUCCUCAACUUUGCGGGCCAAAUAUGGCCUCAAAGUUUUUAAUCAACAAAAGCAAAAGUGUUGACAGUGGCAACUCAGUACUCUGGUCACCAUUUUCAAUAAUCACUUUCAAUAAAGGCAGAAAAGAAAUAUCUUUGUUUAUAAGGUGGUUAUAAACUUAGACAGCAUUGCAGUUUUAUACAUGUGUUUUACACAAAAUUCUGCAUUUGAAAAUGUGGUUUCUUUUUAAAACAAGCCUUCAUUGAUUGUUGAAAGAACAUUGUUAUUAAAAGAAUAUUCUGUGUUCAAUAUAAAUUAUGUUCAAUC
This is a messenger RNA of Xyrauchen texanus (razorback sucker), 2249 nucleotides long. Its product is annotated as T-cell surface protein tactile-like. The transcript has 7 exons. Gene Ontology annotation, biological process: inflammatory response; cell-matrix adhesion. Bases 237 to 1115 code for a protein of 292 amino acids. The record is from RefSeq and is a predicted model, not a curated record. Lineage: Eukaryota; Metazoa; Chordata; Actinopteri; Cypriniformes; Catostomidae.